This is a messenger RNA of Agrilus planipennis (emerald ash borer), 1125 nucleotides long. RefSeq lists its product as uncharacterized. Lineage: Eukaryota; Metazoa; Arthropoda; Insecta; Coleoptera; Buprestidae. The transcript has 8 exons. The coding region runs from base 1 to 561 and encodes 186 amino acids. The record is from RefSeq and is a predicted model, not a curated record.
AUGUCCCCAUCAACAACCGCACAUCAUCAAUUACCGGAAAGACUGAUCCCCCUUGCUGAUGCUUUUAUAAAAGCUCAACUUACAAGAAAGCAGGAAAGAAUUUUUGAAAAAGAUUUCACAGUCACCUAUCAUCGCCGCUCCCCUACGACCCUCUCUUUUAGUUGUCUUGCCACAAUUUCGGAUUUAACCGUCACCGAUAAUUUUCGCCACUCUACGAGCAUCCCUUUAACUUGUCCUGUCACAGUUUUUGAUUUCACAGUCAGAGAUAAUUUUCGCCACUCUACUAGCAUCCCUUUAACUUGUCCUGCCACAAUUUUUGAUUUCACAGUCAGAGAUAAUUUUCGCCACUCUACUAGCAUCCCUUUAACUUGUCCUGCCACAAUUUUUGAUUUCACAGUCAGAGAUAAUUUUCGCCACUCUACUAGCAUCCCUUUAAUUUGUCCUAACACAGUUUUUGUCACCAACGAUGACGUUCCUUCUUCAGUUUUGACUUCGAUCCAUCCUUCUGCAUUACGCUUCUGCAAAAAUUACUUACCACAGCAUUUCGUAUGUACCAUGUAAAGAUUUUUAUUAUUAAUUCUUUAUUUUUAGGUGUACCAUUCCUAGCAAAACCUAUUAUACGGGAGAGGGAUUUUAGUUGGUAGGUCCUCCUGUGAGGGAAUCCAACACUACCCAGUCGUACGGACGGCUGGGUGUCUUUCGAAGAUUUCCCCUCUUCCACAAAAAAAAAAAAAAAAAAAAAACUAAACGAUCUAAUGACUUUUAUUGCUGGUGUUCUCAGAUGGGCGGAAUAGCCAUUUAUUUCCACUACCCACUCGCUGGUAUUAAGUAAUUUGGAAUUGUUUACAACCCCUUUUCUUCAAUAUUGUUUCAGUGUUCGGCAUCAAUUUCUAUCUGAACACGUAAGUUGCUACAACUAUUUUUUACCUUCAUUAUUAAUUAUCUUGUGUUCAAAAUGUUAAUUGUACAUUAUUGAAAGGUUUUAGUUAAAAAUUGUUAAACUGUAUUACUGUUUCUUCUGUUUUGUGGCCUUUUCUAUUUCCUCAAUUGUCUCUUCAAAUUACAUAAAAUAUUUUAUUUUGUACAAGUGUAUUUGUUAACAUUCAAUAAAUUUUUUUUACUAUU